Molecule: messenger RNA, 2107 nt
Organism: Ylistrum balloti
Lineage: Eukaryota; Metazoa; Mollusca; Bivalvia; Pectinida; Pectinidae
Exons: 8
Coding region: 14-2107 (697 amino acids)
Cellular component (GO): Golgi apparatus
Molecular function (GO): protein binding
Source: RefSeq, a predicted model, not a curated record
AUGUAGACCAAUUAUGCAGUUCACUAAAGAUGGAGGAUUGUCGAUGCACUUUCAGUGGAGUGCCUUGAAGUCUCUUCCCCAAAGCAACCUCCCUCGAUCUCGAUGCAAGCAUGCCUGCUGUCUCCACAGAGAUAAUGUCUAUGUUGUUGGAGGCAAAGAUGGAAAUGUUGCUCUCAAAGAAAUAUGGAGGUUUCAUAUUGGUAUUCAUCAAUGGGAAAAGCUGACUUACAGAGGAGACAGUCUGCCUAUCCUUGAGGGACAUACUCUGGUAGCACAUAAAAAAUUACUGCUGCUGUUUGGUGGAGGCUUUGAACAUGAUCUGACAGAGUCUUGUUUAUGGAUCAUUAACCCUGAUCUGCAGCACAUUAGGCGCCACUGGGUUGAGACGUAUGCCUCCCAUCCUGGUGUACGACGCCAUCAUUCUGCAGUACUGUACAACCAUGACAUGUAUGUCUAUGGUGGCCAUGUUGACAUUAAAGGAUCUCAGUCUGACCUCUGGGUUUUCCAUACAGAGGAGGAAGAAUGGGAACAGGUGAUCCCUCGUCAGCCCCCGAAUACAAUUCCUGAGGGUCGACAUGGUCACACUGGUGUGGUGUAUGGACGUGACAUGUGGGUCCUCGGAGGUCUUACUCACCUGAAUAUACCAAAAACUGACUUCUGGAAAUUUAGUUUUCAUACUGAAAGAUGGGAAAGAAUCAAACACAAAUAUGGACCUCCUCAUCUCUUUGGACACUCAGCUUGUGUGAUAAAAGACAACAUGAUUGUUUUUGGGGGACAGAGUGUUGGAUCACUUGUGAACUCUCUGUGGGUAUUUAAUUUCUGUUCAUCCCGUUGGACAUGUGUCAAUCUACAAGGUCCCAUGCCAUCUGGUCGUGUCUGGCACUGCGUCAUUCCAGUUACUGCCAUGACACUUCGCCCUGAUCAUUCUAUUAGAACCAGUUCUGUGCCUUAUCUUAAAAACAAAAAGGAAGGAACCAAGCUGAAACGUCCAAAAAGUAGUCCGGCGUAUUCCUCCACACGAAACAGAGUCCGUCCAGAUUUGAAUCAAAACAGUGAUAGUAAAGAUUUUGUGUCUGCUCAACUUAUGACACGCCCCAUUAGUCCAGGCUCACGAGAUCUGAAAUUGCCAAUUGUCAUGACAACACCUCGUGAUAAACAGAAGGAGGACACGUCACCUCUUUUGAACAAUCGUCAAUUAUCUUGUAACAGUGUGACUUCAACAGGCAGUCAGGGAAAAGGGGUUGAUAAUCCUGCUCUAGAAAGAGAAUGUAGCUCAGAAAAAGAAUCUGAUGUCACAGAAAUUUUGGAACUUCAUAAUUUCCAGGAAAUGGAAAGUCCGGAAUUUUCAGGUGGGAAAACCUUAGGACAAGGUUCAAAGUGUUUACAAGAAGAGGGAAAUGCAGGAGGGAUUGAAAGACAGGGUUUACAACAUAACCCUCUAGAAAUUGCUAAAAAUAGAUAUUCCUCAAGAUAUGAGGUAAAAGAAAACAUGAUUCCUGGACAAGUGAAGGACUCUCCUUCCAAGCGAUAUAAGAAAAAACAGAACCAACGUCAGGGAAUAUUUGUAGAAUUGAAGGAGUUGGGUAAAUUUCAUAAUUUAGCAUCUUCACAAGAACUUGUGGUAGAAGACCUAGAAUGUGUUGAGCAUUGUUUCUCAGAAGUAAGAAACGUUAAUUCAGCAUCAAAAAAUCCAUUCUUGGACCAAACUAUGAACUGCAAACAAAAUGGUGGUAGUUUGUCUAACUUAAAUUUCGUAGAAAUGAAAACUGUUACGUCUAGUGACAGAAACUUUGUAGGGGAUACCUCCGGAGCUGUAGAAUCUAGAUCUUCAUCAAUGUCAAAUAUCUGUGAAACAAGACUAAUUGGUGUAAACUUGGAUUCUUCACAGCAGAAAUCUAGCAGCUUACAUGUGAUACCUCCCAGGAAAAAUGGUAUGCAGUGUUGGGAAGCCAAGGAUGAUAGAACUCUACCUCCAUUGUCAGAUAGCAAGGACAGUCAGUAUAAGGCCAAACAAUCUGGCCGUAAGCCAAGUGAUAAAAGUCUGGAGACUUCCAUCAAACAGGAGGUCAGUUAUUAUGUUGAAAUGGAGGGAGAUGUGUUGUUCUAA